AUGCUUCCUCUCUUCUUCAAAGUACUUCCUCUCUUGAUCAAGAUGCUUCCUCUCUUCUUCAAAGUACUUCCUCUCAUUCAUCAAGAUGGCUUCCUCUUCUUCAAAGUUACUUCCUCUCUUCAUCAAGAUGGCCUUCCUCUCUUGAUCAAGGUGCUUCCUCUCUUCAUCAAGAUGCUUCCUCUCUUACAACAAAGUACUUCCUCUCUUCAUCAAGAUGCUUCCUCUUUCAUCAAGAUUGCUCCUGCUCUUCACUCAUCUUUCUCAAUGCUUCUCUUCUUCAAAGUACGUCCUCUCUUCAUCAAGAUGCUUCCUCUCUUCUUCAAAGUACUUCCUCUCUUGAUUCAAGAUGCUUCCUCUCUUCUUCCAAGAAUGCUUCCUCUCUUGAUCAAAGGUGCUUCCCUCUUCAUCAAGGAUGCGUUCCUCUCUUCUUUCAAGUACUCUCUAUCUUGA
Molecule: messenger RNA, 450 nt
Organism: Trichomonas vaginalis G3
Lineage: Eukaryota; Parabasalia; Trichomonadida; Trichomonadidae
Product: SLEI family protein family
Exons: 1
Coding region: 1-450 (149 amino acids)
Source: RefSeq, a predicted model, not a curated record